Trichoderma aggressivum f. europaeum is the source of this 696-nucleotide messenger RNA. RefSeq lists its product as uncharacterized. Lineage: Eukaryota; Fungi; Ascomycota; Sordariomycetes; Hypocreales; Hypocreaceae. The record is from RefSeq and is a predicted model, not a curated record. The transcript has a single exon. Bases 1 to 696 code for a protein of 231 amino acids.
AUGGACAAAAAGACUGAGAAAAGGCCAGGACCGUCUGGGGAGCGGCUUUUGAAAUCGUUUGACGAAGAAUCGAGAGAUAAUGAUUCUGUCACGCUGUGGAAAGAGAAAACUCCAUGGUAUCGCUCUGGCCAUCUGAGGAUACUAUUUAUCGGAGGACUAAUCAUCCUCGCCCUCGGCAUAACGGAUAUAAUACAAUUCGUUAAACUUUCAAAACGGCAUCCUGCCACAGUUGUUACCUUCGAGCCGGGUGAAUCUGGGAGAUGUGGUACCAAUGCAACCGAGGCGAUUGCUCGUGGCUGCGUCUUCGACUACAUGAAUUUCAGCUGGCAGCCGCCCGAGUGCUAUGAUCCUGAACUCGAUGCAAAGCAUUCCGCCAUGAUGAGAAAGGAUGGCCCGAUAAAGUGGUGGGCGGACGUCAAUCUGACACAGCCGCUACCGGAUGAUGCGGACGUCCUCAAGAUGUACACUGAGGUCUGGUCAGAGCGCAGGUUUCACUACAAACACUGCAUGUAUUCAUGGGAAAUUCUUCAUCUGAGCUAUGAUGACGGGCGACCAAUUCCCGACUUGAUGACCCAUGAACAUUCACUGCAUUGCGCCAUGGUUUUGGAUAGAGCCAUCAGAGAAGAUGAUGGCACAGAGUUGUUACUUGAGCAUGCAGCCACUUGGUACUCUGCGUGUGUCUGGCCUCGAGCAUAG